Messenger RNA from Melitaea cinxia (Glanville fritillary), 1871 nucleotides. It is a transcript of the gene Caf1-105, whose product is annotated as chromatin assembly factor 1 subunit B. NCBI's taxonomy places the organism in Eukaryota, Metazoa, Arthropoda, Insecta, Lepidoptera, Nymphalidae. Gene Ontology annotation, molecular function: protein binding. The transcript has 8 exons. Bases 3 to 1811 code for a protein of 602 amino acids. Gene Ontology annotation, cellular component: CAF-1 complex; nucleus. The record is from RefSeq and is a predicted model, not a curated record. Gene Ontology annotation, biological process: DNA replication-dependent chromatin assembly; nucleosome assembly.
AAAUGAAAUUCGCUAUACCUGAAAUAUCAUGGCACAAUAGAGACCCCGUUUUAAGCGUAGACUUCCAGCCAAAAUGUGAACCUAAUGACCCUUUGCGACUUGCCACUGGAGGCACCGAUUCUCAUGUUCUAGUAUGGUAUAUAUCAACUACAGAAAAAGGAUCAGUAAAUCUCGAAGUAGCUGCAGAUCUAACACGACAUCAAAAAGCUGUAAAUGUCGUGAGGUGGUCCCCUAAUGGACUAUACUUGGCCUCGGGUGAUGACGAAUCAAUUAUAUUUAUUUGGAAACAGAAAACGGGAGAUCCGGCGCCACCUCUAGAAGGAGAAGAACAAUAUAAAGAGACAUGGGUAAUACACAAGACACUUCGUGGGCAUAUGGAAGAUAUUCUCGACAUGAGUUGGUGUAGCACCUCCUUGCAACUGGCAUCAGGGUCAGUGGACAACAAACUGCUCAUAUGGGAUAUUGGUAGAGGCCGAUAUAGCUCCAUCGUGACGGACCACAAAGGCUUUGUGCAAGGUGUCUCUUGGGACCCAAAGGGACAGCUAAUAGCCACUGCAAGCACUGAUAGAGUAUUCCGCACUAUUGACGUAUCUACAAAGAAGGUAAUCUCAAGGAGUAGCAAGGCAGUACUGCCCUUUCCUAAAGAUCAUGCUCUACAUGACAUCAAAGUACGUCUCUAUCAUGAUGACACCUUACAAACAUACUUUAGAAGACUACAAUUUAGCCCUGACGGACUUUUAAUCGCAGUUCCCGCCGGCCGGAUAGAGCCUGAGCAGGGUAAACCCGUAAUGAAGCCUAUGAAUGCUGUUUAUAUUUAUACAAGAUACUCAUUAAAAAUGCCCGUAUGUGUGUUGCCAUGCUCGGAACCAGCGCUAGCAGUGCGUUGGUCACCAGUCCGGCUGGCAGCGCGGCCAAGGCUCAGCAGUGCAUUCCCCGGAGCUCGCCGGAUCCUGGCUGUCGCUACUCGCCGGUCACUGGUGCUGUAUGAUACACAACAACGCACACCUGUCGCCCUCGUCUCUAACGUACACUACACCAGGCUCACUGAUCUGACAUGGUCUCCGUGUGGUCGCAUUUUAGUCGCUUCAAGCACAGAUGGGUUCUGUUCUGUUGUGACUUUCGGAGAAGGAGAGUUAGGAGAGGUUCUCCCUGAAGAAACAGAGCCUGCAGCAGAACCAAUGGAAGUUGAUGAGCAGCAACAAACGGACAAAGAUACUCCAGAAGAAAUAAAACCUAUAGAUAUAAAACAGACAACAAUUCACAACACACAAAAAAUAGACUCCUUUAUCAAGUUCAAAACACCCAACGAGAAGUCACCUAAGGAUAAGGAAGCCAAAACUGAUAACAAUCAGCAAAAAACGCCAGUCAAAAUAGAUGUGUUAGUUGAGACUGCAAUGCAGUCGUGGUCAGAUAACUCUAGCAACGAUAUCAUAAAACCUAAAGAAGCUGAAACAGAACUCGAUAAUAAACAAGAUGAAAUCAUGAUUAUAGAGGAUAGCGAGGAUAUAAAAUUAGUUUAUGAUGAAACGGAAAGUUCAAAAAUGGAAAACCCUGUAGAGAAUAGUAAAUCUCCAGACACAAAUAAGUCAAAAGUUAGCCCUAAUUCAAAGAAAUCUUCUGUAAAAACGAAUGUGUCCCCUAAACAAGCCGUGACACCAACAUCAAAACCAAGUAACAAUUUCUUUAAACAAGCUAAAGUGACCGAUAUGAAGCAGCCGGUGGCUAACAAAGCGAUACCGAGCCCAAAAGCUCCGAGAAGAGUAAGCUUUGUGACUCUUUCAAGCCCUAAGAAUAGCAAGAAAAAAUGUUAAAAUAUGUUAAAGAUUUCUAUGUAUAUUAUUUUAUUAAGAAUUUGAGUAUUAAAAUAUUAU